AUGAGUCUUUCUUACUUCACACUGGAGCUGCUAGGUAAACUUCUUCCAUUCUUCCCUUUCACGUCUUUGUUUGGAGGUAGCGACAACAGUGCAGAUGAACAAAAAAUACCAGAUCACGCAGCUCUGGCUGGUAAUGAACAUGGGGACCCCAUCCAUCAAUUGGAAUAUCGGAUUUCAAGAAUUGAAGGAGUCCUUCGCUUGAACAAGAUUAUAACACAGUCAGGAGGAAAAAUCUUUGCUACCAAUGGAAGAAGAGCUGAUUUUGAUGGUACAGUGGAAAAAUGUAAAGAGGCUGGAGGCUCUAUUGCCACUCCAAAGAGCCCUAGGGAGAAUGAUGCCAUUCUGUACUUUGUGAAAUAUUUUAACUCCUACGCCUACCUGGGGAUAAAACAAUCCCUUAUUCCAGGAAGAUUCCAGCUGCUGAACGGUGCUCAGCUGAGCUAUACUAACUGGUAUCCAAAUGAACCUUCUGGCCAAGGGGAGGAGAAGUGUGUGGAGAUGUACACUGAUGGCACUUGGAAUGACAAGAAGUGUAACAAGAAUUACCUUAUUGUCUGCCAGUUUUAG
Molecule: messenger RNA, 567 nt
Organism: Agelaius phoeniceus (red-winged blackbird)
Lineage: Eukaryota; Metazoa; Chordata; Aves; Passeriformes; Icteridae
Source: RefSeq, a predicted model, not a curated record